AUGUCCGCCACAAUGAGGUCGGCCCGACUGGUGCGCCAUACCACCGCAUUGCGGCCGGCGCUGACAGCUCGCAGUCGCGCCAGCGCAUUGGGCCCUGCUUGGCUGGCUGCGGCCAACAGCCUUCUGUACAAUGGCCGCGGCAUUCCAUCGCAAGUGUCUGCCCUCGCCAUUCUCCUUCCCCAGCGUGGUUAUGCCACCGAGCACAACACAUCGACCUCAUCCCAGUCAUACCCGCCGCCUGGUUUCAAUGCCGAGCAAGCGAAGAAGCCUCUGCCGCAGGACCAAGCCCAGAACGUCAAGCCUGCUACCUCAUCGCAAUCCGAUGUUGCCAAGGUCCCAGCGCGUGAUGCGACCUCUAAGGCUGGUGCUGUAGAGGGGGGCAAGAACCUUGCCGAGGAGAAAAAGGAGGCUAAGAAAUUGACCAUUGGUCAGAAGAUUAAGAAGGAGGUCCAACACUACUGGGAUGGAACGAAACUACUUGCCACAGAGGUGAAGAUUAGUUCGCGAUUGGCGCUGAAGAUGGCGGGUGGCUAUGAGCUCAGCCGGAGAGAGCACCGUCAGCUACAACGUACCGUUAAGGAUCUUGGUCGUUUGGUUCCGUUCUCGAUGUUUGUCAUCGUUCCCUUCGCUGAGCUCCUCCUUCCUAUCGCCCUGAAGCUCUUCCCCAACCUCCUUCCCAGCACCUAUGAGGGCCAAAGGGGCCGGGAGACCAAGGCUCUGAAACUGAGUUCGACCCGCAAGGAAGUCUCUACCUUCCUGCGUAACACUCUUCGUGAGACCGGGCUGCCCUUGACCGCGGCCACCGUCAAGAACGAGGAGUUUGCCGACUUCUUCCGCAAGAUUCGUACUACGGGCGAGUCGCCCUCCACCGAAGACGUUAUCAAGGUCUGCAAGAUCUUCAAGGAUGACUUGACCCUUGACAACCUGUCACGCCCUCAGCUGGUCGCCAUCUGCCGCUAUAUGAACCUGAACUCGUUCGGUACCGAUGCCAUGCUCCGCUAUAACAUCCGCCACCGCAUGCGCCAGAUCAAACGCGACGAUCGGGCCAUUUCUUACGAGGGUGUGAACUCGCUGUCCGUGCCUGAGCUGCAGAUGGCUGCAGCCAGUCGCGGUAUCCGCACGCACGGCGUGUCUCCCGCUCGACUGCGCGAGGACCUGUCCAUGUGGUUGGACCUGCGCCUGAAGCAGGGUGUCCCCUCGACCCUGCUGGUCCUUAGCAACGCCUACAUGUACACUCAGGGCGGCAAGGAGUCCGAGAUGGCUUCUCAGAUUGACGCGCUCAAGUCGGUCCUCUCCAGUAUCCCCGAAGAACUCUUCCACGAGAUCGAGCUCGAGGUGCACAACGCCGAGGGCGCCGCUACCAACAAGCAGCGUCUGGAGGUACUCAAGGAGCAGGAGGAGCUGAUCGAGGAGGAGAACAGCGAGAACGAGGGCAAGGGUGUGACCGCCCCCAAGGACAUCGAGGAUAUCGAUGAGAAGGAGGAGCACAAGAGCGAGGCUGCCGCUGACGGCACUAAGGAGCAGUCCUCCGAAGCGACGGAGGCGAUGGCCGAGGGUGCAAAGGCCGGGGAGACGCCUGCCGCCAAGGAGGAGAAGAAGACGGGCCAGAGCUCAUGA
Messenger RNA from Penicillium canariense, 1617 nucleotides. RefSeq names its product MRS7 family protein. The transcript has 3 exons. Gene Ontology annotation, biological process: intracellular monoatomic cation homeostasis. The record is from RefSeq and is a predicted model, not a curated record. Gene Ontology annotation, molecular function: ribosome binding. Lineage: Eukaryota; Fungi; Ascomycota; Eurotiomycetes; Eurotiales; Aspergillaceae. The coding region runs from base 1 to 1617 and encodes 538 amino acids. Gene Ontology annotation, cellular component: mitochondrial inner membrane.